AUGGUAUCAACUGUAGAGUCACUUCAUAGCGAACAGGAUACAUUUGCAAAGAUCCAAAAGUCAAGUCAAGAUAGCUUUCAAAAUCUUGACAAUGAAGAAUAUUCAUUAAGUACUGAUCAAAAUGAUGAUGAAAAACAUAAGAAGCAAUUAGAUAAGAUAUACAGAAAGCUAGACUUUAGAAUUAUUCCAGCAUUAUGGUGUUUAUAUUUCUUGACCUCAUUCGGCUCAAACUCUUAUGGAUUAACAUUGACUAUGAAUUCUGAACAGGGUCAUUCUUUGAUACAACAGUUAGGUUUAAGUUCUAAGGACACUUCUACCGCUUCGGCAUUAUACUAUGUUGGUUAUAUUAUAUUUGAUGUUCCAAUGAACUUAAUUAUGACAAGGGUAAGCCCUCAGUCAUGGCUAGCACGAAUAGUUAUCACAGUGGGAUUGGUUUAUACUUGCUACCAUGUUUUAAAUAACAACAAGGGUGUCAUAGCUAUUCGAUUUAUGUCUGGUAUGGUUGGUGCUGGUACAUGGCCGGGCUUAUCAUACUAUGUUUCAUUAUGGUACCCGAAUGAAAGACUGACUAGAAGAAUUGGGUAUUAUUUUACUGCCGCUCAAAUAUCUGCUGCAGUGGCCGGUCUUGUCAGUGCCGGAUUUCAAAAAAUGGAUGGUGUUCGUGGUUAUACUGGGUGGCAAUGGAUGUAUUUGGUUUAUGGUGUUAUUACUAUGGCUGCCGGUAUUCUGUUACUCUGGUGGCUUCCUGACAGACCAUUCAAAACAACAAAAGAUUAUUCACAAUCAAGCAACAUCAUAAUAAAAUGUUAUAAUGAGAUUUUUACACCUACUCAUCCAUUAUCCGCAGAAGAACGUGAAAUACACAGAAAAGAUAUUGAAUCUCGUUACGUUUUGUUGAAAUGGACAUGGAAGGAUGUUGUCCAGAUUAUCACCGAUAUAAGAAUUUGGCCAUUGAUUAUAAUGUACUUCGGCGUCGUUGGAACCGGUUUCGGGUUAGCUGUUUUUGGCUCCACAAUCAUUGCGGUAAACAACCCAAAUUUAACCUCCAUUCAAGUAUCCUUGCUCUAUGCACCAAUAUGGCUUUUUGAUCUUGGUGGUAUUUUAUUGAUUACACCAUUUGCCGAUAGAUUUAAAAACUUAAGGGCAUUAAUGUUUUCAUCAGCAACAUUGAUUAUUAUUAUUGGUAUGUUUGUAACUACAUUUGCUCAUGGCUCGUGGAAUAAAUAUGCUGGUUUACUUAUCGCUGGAUUUGGCUUAGGACCAACAGUACCAAUUUGUAUGUCAUGGGCUUCAGAAAUCUUUCAGCCUGCUUACGGUGACGUAGGAACCGCAGUAAGUGCAGCAUUAGUUAGUGGGCUAGGAAAUUUGGGUUCUGUUACUGCGACAUAUGCUUUAUAUUCAGGUUGGCCAGAAGAUAAAGCAAGGUUAUACAGAGAUUCUAAUAUGAUGUUGGUAGUUAUGCUAGGAGCUAGUAUAAUCGCAGCCUCUGUGUGUCACAUUCUUAAAGAUAGGAUUCGACAAAAAAAAUAA
Messenger RNA from Debaryomyces fabryi, 1530 nucleotides. RefSeq lists its product as uncharacterized. The transcript has a single exon. The record is from RefSeq and is a predicted model, not a curated record. Gene Ontology annotation, cellular component: membrane. The coding region runs from base 1 to 1530 and encodes 509 amino acids. Gene Ontology annotation, biological process: biotin import across plasma membrane. Gene Ontology annotation, molecular function: dethiobiotin transmembrane transporter activity; biotin transmembrane transporter activity; solute:proton symporter activity. Lineage: Eukaryota; Fungi; Ascomycota; Pichiomycetes; Serinales; Debaryomycetaceae.